Messenger RNA from Paramacrobiotus metropolitanus, 2121 nucleotides. RefSeq names its product 5-aminolevulinate synthase, non-specific, mitochondrial-like. The coding region runs from base 128 to 1762 and encodes 544 amino acids. NCBI's taxonomy places the organism in Eukaryota, Metazoa, Tardigrada, Eutardigrada, Parachela, Macrobiotidae. Gene Ontology annotation, cellular component: mitochondrion. Gene Ontology annotation, biological process: erythrocyte development; hemoglobin biosynthetic process; heme biosynthetic process. The transcript is spliced from 7 exons. Gene Ontology annotation, molecular function: 5-aminolevulinate synthase activity; pyridoxal phosphate binding. The record is from RefSeq and is a predicted model, not a curated record.
UUUUCGCUAAUCCAUGCCCUGGUUAAGACGAUCAACGGUUUUCUCUGCAAUAAUAACUUUAACGAAUCCAAUGCCCCGUUCACAUUUUCAUACAAAUUAUUUAUUGCAUUCACAGUAAAUUAAUAAAAUGAAGCUGACUUGCCCUCUGCUUAGCCGAUUACCAUCCAGUGUAGUCGGCAGUUGCGGACCCCUUUUAGCUAAGUAUUAUGGAGAGAAAUGCCCGGUUUUCACGUCUUAUAUGCAAAAAAUUCACGCCCAUACCAGCGCACCAAACGGAGUGUCCAGCAACACACUGGCGACGAAUCCGGCGGCGUGCAGCAAAUGCCCUUUCUUGACGCAGAACAGCAUCAGCGUGGUGCGUGUUAAGAACGAAGAGGUCAUUAGCGUGGAAGAUUAUGGAGAUCCAGAGCAGAAGAAAACGAAAGCAGUGGAAAGCGAAUCAAAGAAACAACAGCUCAGUUUUAACAACACCCAAGCGUUUGAUUACGGAAAGUUCAUGCAAAAGAAAAUUGAUGACAAGAAGAACGACCAUUCGUAUCGCAUCUUUAAAAAGGUCAAUCGUAGUGCGCAAAAUUUUCCCUAUGGACGCGAAUUCACCGGAGAUGAGAAGAACAUUACUGUCUGGUGCAGCAACGACUACUUAGGGAUGAGUCGUCAUCCAAAAGUACUGGAAGCUGUCAGUACCGCCUUGUCGAAGCAUGGCUCCGGUGCUGGAGGAACACGCAACAUCAGCGGCAAUUCCACUAUGCACGAAGAACUGGAAAGCGAACUGGCAAAACUGCAUAAGAAACCCGCGGCGUUGCUUUUUACAUCGUGUUAUGUGGCCAAUGAGUCGACUCUUCACACUCUGGGUCAAAUGCUCCCCGGCGUGCAUGUUUAUUCCGACGCGGGCAAUCACGCAUCCAUGAUCCAUGGUAUUCGAACCAGUCGCGCGCCUAAGCAUGUCUUCCGCCAUAACGACCCUGGACAUUUACGGGAAAAACUGCACAACUCUGAACUAGGAAGGCCAAAAAUUGUGGCCUUCGAAACGGUCCAUAGUAUGACAGGUGCGAUCACGCCUCUAGAAAAAAUGUGUGACAUUGGACACGAGCACGGCGCAUUGAACUUCGUGGACGAAGUACACGCCGUGGGAUUGUAUGGUGAUAAUGGCGGAGGUGUGGGUGAUCGCGACGGAUGCAUGGCCAAAAUGGAUAUCAUUUCCGGAACUCUUGGCAAAGCGUUCGGCAAUAUUGGAGGUUACAUUGCGAGUGACGCUACUCUGGUGGAUACCGUUCGUAGUUAUGCCAGUGGCUUCAUCUUCACCACGUCGCUGCCCCCGACCGUUCUGGUGGGAGCUCUGACGGCCAUCCGGGUGCUGGCGUCCGAAGAGGGCCGGCAAUUACGGGCUCGACACCAGGAGAACGUUAAAUACAUUCGUAAUGCGCUGAAAUCCGCUUACAUUCCGGCUUUGAGCACUCCGUCACAUAUCAUCCCGAUCCACGUUGGCGAUCCCAAACUGUCGACGGAAGUAUCCAACCGGCUGAUGCACACCUUCGGUCACUACGUGCAAGCGAUCAAUUAUCCCACUGUAGCGCGCGGCGAAGAACGCCUUCGAUUAGCUCCGACUCCGUUCCAUACGGAGCCCAUGAUGGACAAAUUUGUGGAUGAUUUGGUCAGUAUCUGGAAGGAAGUCGGCGUUGACCGCUUCCAUUUGAAUAGCGGUACACUGCAGUCCUCGGCCGAAGAAGCACCUCGGGAACAGUACGUUAUGGCCGCGGCUUAGAAAGAAUAAAUGCGUAAUUACAGCCGUGCAAACUCCUGCAUUUCGCUUGUUUUUUGAGUACUAAGAUUUGCUCUAUGAGUUUCGACCUGUCCGGUUUUUAAUCAUGUCAUGCCUUUAUUUAGUAAACAGCAUCAGGGGUAACAUUUUUACCCCGGUUUUUUUGUGAGUUCGACACUACUCGUACAGAAAUGUUUUUAAGUGUAUUCCAAGAAGCUUCUGCGAUAGCCGAAUCACUGUCCCAAACCUGGAAUCCUUUUUGUAACGCUAAAUUCAUAAUGCUGAAUGCUUUUCACUUUUCUCAUUGUGCAAAUAAAUUUCUCAACCGGAAAAAUGGGGCACUUAUGGUAAAUUUUGCCCUA